Messenger RNA from Naumovozyma castellii, 1494 nucleotides. RefSeq names its product mitofusin complex protein UGO1 (gene UGO1). The transcript has a single exon. The record is from RefSeq and is a predicted model, not a curated record. Bases 1 to 1494 code for a protein of 497 amino acids. NCBI's taxonomy places the organism in Eukaryota, Fungi, Ascomycota, Saccharomycetes, Saccharomycetales, Saccharomycetaceae.
AUGUACCAUUCAGAAAGAGAAAGGAACAUAGCAGCAGAGAAAAUGGAUACCAACGAUACUAGUACCAGUACAGGAUCCAUAAUACAGUCCGGUGCACAAACAGCAAUUUCGAGGGCCCAAACAAGACCUUACUACGACCCAAAUUCAUUCAAUAUCGGUCUUGCCUAUUCUUCAGUAUUUAAUCCAGAAAAGGGUGUCAUCGAUAAUAAUGGGUUCUCGAUUGCCUCCAAAUUAUCCAUUGUCAAGAAAAACUCAAAUUCAGGUUCAAAUGUGAAGGACUUAUUUGUUAAGGGGAGAAGAAGUAGCAGUGGUGGCACCGAUGGCCGACAAGGUGCCAUAUUAUGGGAUGAUUUUAUAAAUUUUAAUAAAUGGGAAAGGACAAUAAAACAAAUAGUGAGAAACUUGUUUAAUGUUUAUUUUAAUCAUUUCAUUCAGCAACCUUUUGAAGUCGCCAAAAUCAUAAUGCAAGUCAUCGAUCCAUCCAUCCCCCCAUCGUCGUCUUCUACAAAACCUAUUACGAUGAGUGACAAUGAAGAUGACAUCUCAGAAACAGAAGAUAUCGAUUAUUUCCCUGUCAAGAAAGUGGAAAGUUCAAUUGAUAAUGAAGGUGAAAAUCAAACAGUCGUCCCCUCAGAUCAUACAGCUAUAAUAAUUAACCCCAAUUUAAUAUCUCCUGCAUCUCUUAAGACAAUGGAUAUAUUAAACGUACUAAUAGAUAAAGAAGGCCUAAAGGGUUUAUGGAGAGCAAAUCAUACUACAUUCAUCUUGAAUUUCUUAGGAGUCUCUAUAAAUUCAUGGCUUGUCAGUUUACUGUCAUCGCUCGUUUCAAAUUACUUUUUUUCAUCUCCUCAUUCAUCCAUUUCAACAUCUUUACCAUUGGCUUUACCCAUUACAUCAUCAUUUAAAAGCCUAAUACUAAUUAAUUUAACCGCAGCCAUUUUGACAAAUUUGGUAUUAAUACCAAUGGAUCUUAUUAAGUUAAGAUUGAUUGUAACUUCAACAAUGGAAAGCUCCAAUAAGAGAAGAAGUUUAAGACGUUUAAUUACAAAAUGGUCAUGGAGAAAUGACGGACCCAAUUUACCAAUUUCAAUAUGGUUUAAUUCAAUAUUAAAAUCAAUAGUUACUGUGACAUUUGGUACUAAUUUUGAUAUUCUAAUUUACUCUAAAUUUAAUUUGGAUAAAUUCACAAAUUGGAAGAUUUUCUAUUCCUUCAAGUUUAUAUCAAAAUGUGUGGAAUUGUUUAUUAAAUUACCCAUAGAGACGAUACUUCGUAGAAGUCAAUUAAAUUAUCUACUAAAUUAUCAAAAUAAUUUACAAAUUCAGGAAGCAGAACAAAACCAAUCGCUUAUCAUCAAACCCAACUUGUCUACAAAUUUUUCAAAACAAUUAUGGAACGGUUGGAAAAUCAGUCUCAUUAGUUUGUGUUGUGGAUACGGCUUUAGAAUGUUAAAUAAAAUUGACGACGAUUUAAAACUGGAACUGGAAAAGUUCUAG